CUAGUCACACAACACACACACACACUCCCUCUCUCUCUCUCUUCUCGCUGAGAAAUCUCUUUUAAACUGUUUCGAAGUGUCCGUCUAACGCCAAAGACAGAGCUUUUGGUAUUCCUGAUCCAUCCAAAGACAGAGCUCACAUGUGUAUUCUUCCUUUCUCACGCUAAAGAUGAUAAAACGUCAUCACUGAGGACUCAUAUCAGACUAGUGAAGAAAGUAAGUUUCAGAUGAGUAUGUGGUUAUUCUCCCGGUCCAAACAUGAUCCAUCCAAGGAUGAUCGCAAAACCGCCAAGGAAAUUUCACGGCAUGGAAACGAAGAUCGCAGGGCACGUGAACAGAUUGAGAUUGCUAAGGCAAAGCAAGAAAGUUUGAAGCAAGAGGAGGAGAAGAGCAGAUUAGAAAAGUCAAAGCAAAAAGGCAAAACUAAGCAAGUGGAUGAUGGUGAUGAUCAUGUGGAGGAUGAGAGACAAGUUAAGCCUCCCAAAGAUCAUGUGGAUGAGAAAGAUGUGAAUCCUCCUCCUAGCAUAUGCCGUGGUUGCAACUCUGCGAUUGAAGAUGGAAUAAAGUUCGAUGCCUUUGAUGUUCCUUGGCAUCCUCCGUGUUUAAUCCUUCAUUCUCAACAAUUGCCAAUUGCUACGAACAAGAUUCCAUGCUAUGUCUGUAAUAAGAAGAUUAAAAGAGAGUUCCAUGCUCAUCCGUUCUGGAAGGAGAUAUACUGCCCUGGUCAUGACGAUGACGGAACUGCCAAGUGUUGCAGCUGCGAAAGAUUAGAGUCUUAUGGGACGAAGUAUGUAAUGCUUCCAGAUGGUCGAUGGCUUUGUCGAGAAUGUAUGGAAUGCGCUGUUAUGGAUACUGUUGAAUGUCAUUACUUACAUUUGGAAAUCCGUGAAUUUUUCGAAGGCUUAAACAGGAAGAUCCACAAAGAGUUUCCUGUUUUUUUGGUAGAGAAAGAAGUGCUGAACAUAGCUGAAAAAGAAGAGAAGAUUCAGGACAAUCAUUAUGGGAUGGUUACCAGAGGUAUUUGCCUGUCUGAAGAGCAGACGGUCAAAAGUGUCACAAAAUGGCGAAAGAUGGGGCCUAACAAUCAGCUAAUUUCAGACAUGGCAUGGAAAUCUCAAAAGGUUAUAGGCAAGAGCGAGGUCACUGCAAUUCUCAUCUUAUAUGGACUUCCUAGGGUCCUGACUGGAUAUAUCUUGGCUCAUGAGAUGAUGCAUGCGUGGCUUAGACUCAACGGUUAUAAAAAGCUAAACAAUGUACUCGAAGAAGGAUUAUGCCAAGUCUUAGGCCAUCUGUGGUUGGAGCCACAGAAAUACGCCACUCCAGACGUAGUAGUAGUAGCAGCAGCAGAUGCAUCAACAGCUUCUUCUUCUUCUUCUUCUUCCCGAAAUCCUACAGCUAUAACCACAUCAAAGAAACGUGCGCCAUCUGGAUAUGAGAAGAAGCUCGUGGAGUUUUUCAAGUAUCAGAUAGAAACAGAUGAAUCACCAGUCUACGGUGAAGGGUUCAAGAAAGUUAACAAGAUGAUGGCCUCAAAUAAUUACAACCUUGAGGAUACCCUGAAAAAGAUCGUUAGUAUUUCCAAGACUGCACCAUCUUCAAAGUCUUGAAUCAGCCAUAUACAAUAUACCCAAUUAUACAUACAUACAUACCCGUGUAUAUAUAUUAUACAUACAGACACACGUUUUCUUUAUAUGGUAUAUAAAGUGUAAACACUGCUUCUGCUUCUUUUCUAUUGCUCUGUGUUCCUCUGUUUAACACACACACUUAAAAACGAUAUUGCAUGUUAAUUAUACAAAUAUAUUUUUCGUUGGAUUUUAUAA
Camelina sativa (false flax) is the source of this 1820-nucleotide messenger RNA. NCBI's taxonomy places the organism in Eukaryota, Viridiplantae, Streptophyta, Magnoliopsida, Brassicales, Brassicaceae. The record is from RefSeq and is a predicted model, not a curated record.